AUGUCAACAUUUCAAUGCGAGUUAAAUGGAUGCAGUAUCGUACAGGGCGAAGCUAAGGGAUUGUUGUCACUUCUGGAUGAAAUCAUCAUUCGCAUAAUCGAAAACUUGAGUUCCGAAGAUAUAGCUAACAUAGCAGAUACUUGCAUUAGGCUACGGGAGGUUGUUCGGAAAAUGACAGCAGAUGUUGAAAGUUCAUCCAAUUUCAGUAUUGAAAGCAUUGAUGAAUUGGACUGCACCUGUGAUUAA
Molecule: messenger RNA, 246 nt
Organism: Cercopithifilaria johnstoni
Lineage: Eukaryota; Metazoa; Nematoda; Chromadorea; Rhabditida; Onchocercidae
Source: the annotation of a GenBank genome assembly